This is a messenger RNA of Olea europaea var. sylvestris, 1033 nucleotides long. RefSeq lists its product as uncharacterized. The transcript has a single exon. The record is from RefSeq and is a predicted model, not a curated record. The annotation marks the transcript as partial. NCBI's taxonomy places the organism in Eukaryota, Viridiplantae, Streptophyta, Magnoliopsida, Lamiales, Oleaceae.
UUUUUUUUUGUUGCGGCUAUUUUCCACCAUUUCCUCUUAUUUAGAGCCUAUGCCGUUUGUCCCUUCUCGUACUCCCAAAUUAAUUCGCCCGAUUUCCUCAAAUCUUAUUCUUCAAUUUUCCAAACGGCCUCCGCAGCAAAAUCCAGAGUUCAAACUCUCCGGCGGUACAUAAAGAAGCCGUGGGAAAUCACCGAUCCGGAGUACAGGUUGGCGGUGCCCAAGGCCACCGAGUACCGGGUCUUCUGCCCCGCCACUGUCCCCGAGAAGGCCAUCGUCCCCACAUCCCUUCCCGAGACUGUUUAUGAUAUCAAGUACUACUCCUGCGAUCAGCGCCGCAACCGCCCACCUAUAAAACGCACCGUUUUGAAGAAGGCUGAUGUGGAAAAGAUGAUGAAGGAGAAGACUUUUGAUACCAGUGAUUUCCCCAGGCCUUAUUUGACUGCAAAAGUUGUGGAGGAUGACAAUGCCAUUGGCGGGGGCUACCAGAAAUGAAAAAAAUAAGGUAUAAUGAUAUCGGAUUUUGAAUUUAAUUAAAAAUUUUUGGGUUUUUUAGGCUAUGAGUGCGGUUUGUAGUGGAAAUAUGGGCUUUGAUUAUUAUGAAUGAGUUUGCAUUGAGGACAUUGUACAUGCAAUUAGAUAUGGUGGAGAAUUUUUGCAUUUUUUAGUUUUAUUUUGUUAUGGGUGACAAUUCAGAAGUUCUUCAGGUGGGAGUAGGGGAGGAUUGAUUGAUUGGGUGAUAUGUGAAAUUUCUCAAUCUAUGCUGCCGUGUGAAGUGUGGGGUAUUGAGGUGAUUUUUGAGCGAUCGUGUGUUAGAUCUAUAUACAUGCCUUAAACGCAAAUUCCUACUGUUGGGUAGGGAAAAUGCACUUGAAAGGAUACUAAAAUCUUCGAGAAGUUUGUAGUUAGUACAGAGGCGUUUUAGAAUUGGAAUUUGAAAUGAUUUUUGUGCAUUCCAAUUUCAGGAUAAUAUAAUGCUGUGAACAGAUUAAAAAAAGAUUAAUAUGUAUGCGCAUAUAAGAUUAGAUCUUGGAUG